AUGAGCUUGUUCUUGAGAAGUAAGAAUUCAAAUUUGAAAGUCGUUAGCGAUAAGAAAGAUGGAUAUCUUUGGGUAGCCAAUAAACCUCAAUCUUGAUCUGAGAUCCAAGUACCAGACUUUCUUGGGAGGAUUGGUUUCGAUGUUCAUAGUCUUUCUGUUGAUUGGCUACAGUGUGAAUGAGAUCAUUGGGUACACGAUCCAGAGAGGCAUACAGAUCACUUAGGAAGUAGUAUUUUCGAUUUAUAGGGGGGGAUAGACAAAAUUCAAUUAUGAUCCAGAUGUGCUGGUAUUAAACAAUUAGAAUUUCAUUUUUGCCAUCAGAGUAGAGCAAGACAGUUUCUACCAGUCCCCUUAAUUCGACAUUCAGGUUAGAUAGCAUCAGAACAGCAACGAAGUUUCAUUGGAGUUGUAAUAAUGCACUUUCCAGCAAUUCGUGAGUGUGUUGAAUUCGAGUUAGGUGCUGGACUUCUUGGAGGCAAAUCAAGUGAACACUUGGUUGUGUCCCAAGUCCGAGUUCUCGAUUGAAUUGGAGGGGACAGCGUUUUGUAAGUUUUGAUGUAGCUAGGAGGACAGCUUCAAUAUUUUCGAGUCUGGUGAUAGAGAUUAGUGAAUGUAAAUCAAGGAGUUCUUGGGGUAGUGAAUGUCAGAGCAGAACACAGAAGGACAGUUAUAAGGUGUAGAUGAUAACGAAGAAUACAGUAUUAAUAUUGAGUGAUGUAAGUUCAUUAAUCCAUUCAACAAUGAAUUCGUGGCUGAGGAUUACUUGGACAAUUCGAUGAGUUUGUACUUCUAGCCAGGAGAUCUGCAGAGGAUAGAUUACCAAUUCCAUAAGCACAUCACUAAGGAUUACCAGGGACAAAUCAAAAUAGAGUAGAGAUCCCAAUAAUAUUAGAGGAUUGCUGGAUGAGUAAGAGUGGAGUAUCUUCUCGACCAAUUCAUUUAAACAGAUCUACGAAGGCAAGAACACUGCAGUCUGGUCUCGUAUUGUGUUUACGCGCAGUAACUUCUCAACCAGUUAUAACCGAGAAUAUCAGACGGUGACUGAUUUGUUAUCCAAAAUAGGAGGCUUGUCUUAAUCCGUGAUUUCUAUUGUAGGAGUAAUAAUUACUUAUUAUAAUAGAGCACAAUGUAAUUAAUAAGUACUAUUUAGUUUAUUUGGAUAUAUCCAACCGUCUUUACGAUUACGAUUUCAAUAGCGAGCAUGAUCAAGGCACCAAAGGUUCUGGUUUGGUGGACCCUCUGCAAUACAGUGUCCAACUGCAUUAGGAAUCGUCUCAACCACUCAAGAAGAAGCGGAAGACUCAGGACAAAACAGAUGCUAUCAAACAGCCAGAAGAGGAUUCCAUGGAAGACGACCCACAAUUCAAGGAGCGAGUGAUGAGAGUGGUGGAGGAGCAGAAACAAAUCAUGGAUAAAUAUUAGUUUAAGAGUAGGAAACACUUCCUAUUGGCAACCUUCCAACAAACCAUAUUGAUGAAGAAGUCGAUCUAACUUAGUCUCAAGUACUUCUUCUACAAGCUGUUCUGUCAGAAAUCAGAUCCCAAAGAAGAUCCUCAUUUGUUCGUUCUGUAGAAGGCGUUAACUUCAGUGCGACAAGAAUUAGAUGUGUUCUCGAUUCUAAAUCGAAUUCAUCAACUGGAGAAGUUGAAGAAAAUCCUAUUGGACAGAGAUCAACUGAUUCUGUUUAAUUAUUCCCCGAAACCUGUCAUUGCCGUUUAUGAGAAGGACAAGGAAACCGAUUUCCUACACUACUCCAAACAACAAUCUCUGAAGUAAAUGACCCUGAUAGAGGUGGCAGAAGACAUUAAGAAGCGACUGAAGACAACUUUCUUAUCCAAAGAGCAUCUCAGCAUCGAAAAUGUGUUCAACUCAUACAAAGCAAUAGCUUCCAAGAACAGGAAGUCGAAUCGCUAUUAUUACAAGAUCAACAGGAAGUUGAAGUAGUUUCUGGGAGAUCAAGUCAAGGCCAUCAUCAAGGCCUCCAAAAUAUUAAAGUUUCCUGAAGACGAUCACAUACCAGACAUGGGUGUGCUGGAGAUUAUGUCAGUGGGAGGAGAGACUGCAGCUCAAUACCCAUUGAGUAUGCGUCCAUCUGUGAAUAUAAAUCAUCAAUACUAAUGAUAUUUAAUAUAUAUUAACGAAUUAACAUGUCUGUUAUUUUCGAAGACAUCGAGGUAUUUAUACACUACUACUACUAACUUAGAAUUUACACUAUCUCCAAUUUCAAUUCACCCAAGCCUUACGCAUAGCCAAACUCAUCUACUAUAUAGGUACUCUCCUCUCCUUUAGUUUAGAGAACUCUCUCCUUCGCAAGGUCACUGUCAUCGAUAACACUUGCUCCGAUAGUGUCAUCGUCCAAGCCGAAGUCUCCAUGAUUUGCACUGACGGCAAACUCGUAUACUCCUUGCUCGGUAACCUCAAUUAUGUAACAACCUUAGAGAACGGCGACAUCUACUAAAUCGAACAACCACCUCGUCUACUCAAAAGUGGAACUCAUUACAAGUGGAUCUCUCCUAUCGCAGCCAUCGAUCAAUCUCACAGAGGUUUCAUCUGGAAAACCAAUAAGCAAAUUUAUAGUCAUUGCAAACACAUCUCCUCUUACUAGAAUCGCAUCACUCUCAUCACCAUCGGCGGCAAAAUCUUCAACGUUGUCGACAAUAACACUCUCCCCAUACCAUAACUCAAUGGAUUGAAAUUGAACACCUACUUUAAGAAGUCCAUCCUCUUCUCUUUCGGAGGAGUAGCCAUAACAGAAAGUGGAGAAUUCUAUCUCUUCAAUCAAAAGAUGAUCAGAGUCAAAAUCAAAGGCAUCCAAGACAUUUUCUCCACUGAUAAGUACCUCUUCGCUAUCCAAAAUAACAACACCAUUCUACAAUACUCCAUUGAAGACAUCCAAACCCAUCAAUUCUUUACCAACCAGUAGAUCUUUCAAAAAAUGCAUUACUGCAAUGACCUCGAAUUCAAGUACAAACAGAAACAAUUUCAACACAUUUCCAUCCUUCAAUCAGAAUACUCCUUAUGUUCAUUCGCCUAUAUCAAAGAGAACAAGAUCCUAGACACCAGUCUCAAUCUAACUGACCACAAGACCAACCAAACCCACAAUAAGAGCAAUGUGCUCAUACUGAAGCAAUCCUUAUUUGAGGAUUGGGACUGCAAAAAGAAAACCAUGGAUUCCAGAAGAUCUACUACCAUUGAUAAACCACUCCAAAUAGAACCAGAAGGAUUAACUUUAGCCUAAAAACUAGCAACCAUAAGGGAAAGCUUAAAUUUUGAAAAACCCACUCAACUCCAAGAUAAUAAAGAUCGCUGCAGAUAAAAAAGUCUCAUCCAAUUCCAUCAAAGCUAAGUGGAAGAUCUACCUUAUAAUCCUACUCCAAUCAAAUUAGACAAUCUGCUUAAUAAAAUUCAUGUCAACAAACCAGAUAAACCUAUUGAUCAAUUAUUGCUGAGUCAAAACAAAUAAGAAUUACAAGAUUCCUUACCCACCUUCUAAAAUGAUAAUCAAUUCACUAAGAAUAAUGACACUCUGAACAAGAAGAAGUCUAAAUAAAACAAUGGCAAUUCAAGAUCCAAUAAAAGAUUAGAUAGUAUGUCCGCAUAAUCUGGUAUUGAUUUACAAAAUAAUAGUGGAUUCAUCUAAUAAUAAGAUAGCUUUGUUGAUAUCUUGGAUACUGAUUCCAACAAAAAGGAUUUCCCUCUAUAAUUACAACCCUUUGAUAAACCUAAUAAAUAUAAGAAGAAUACUUUGGAGACUAUCCAAUCCUAUGAAAAUGAAUAAGAUCCUAAAACUACUAAUCGCUUGUCACACAAAAAGGAUUAAGUACUGCAAUAGAGCAAUCGAUCACCAAACACGAAAACCCUUAAAGAUCCUCUCCUGACUGAAAGAAGUUCCACCAAAAGAAACAUAGAAUAAGCUAAGUAAGAUUUAGAAACCUUGGUUAAUAUGAUUAAUAAACAAAAAGAAAACACUGAAACUCAAAAAUCUGUUACUACUGUCAAAUCAAGUAUAAGGAUGAUGUCUCCUCCAAUCUAAGUAGGAUCUGCACUGAGUCGACCAGAAAGUAAAAUUACUCCACUAAAAAAUAGGAGAUCAUCUGUUAUUAGUGAAACCUCUCAAUAAGAAUCUUUUAAGUUGCCUCAGAGAAUCUCAAAAUAAAGUCUAUCUUAAAAAUUAAUCACUCAAUAAUCAUUCAACUCGUCAAGUUAAAAUUCUUAAUUCUAAUUCGAUUCUAACAACUUUCGGCAAUUGAACACCUUAUAGGACCAAGAAUCAUAAUUAGACUUCAAAAGUGCCAACAAACUAUUUGAUUAAUCAAUCACACAACAACUCAAAAAAAUUGAUCAAAUUAAAGGACUUAAAAAGGUUCAAUGCUCAUCAUAAGUCAACAUACUUCGCAAUAAUAGCUUGAGUAGAAAGUCAACCAUAAUUGUUAAUAAUCAACAAACAGCUAAAAUGAAUUUGAGAAGGUAAGAAGCGAUCUUAAAGAAACUAUUCUUCCGAUUGGAUGUUAGAUUAAAACUGUAAUAAUUAGAGUUUGUAAAUAACUUAAAAUGUUUGCUAUGA
Molecule: messenger RNA, 4564 nt
Organism: Paramecium octaurelia
Lineage: Eukaryota; Ciliophora; Oligohymenophorea; Peniculida; Parameciidae
Source: the annotation of a GenBank genome assembly